AAAACAGCGCCGAUCGCAGUCCGGUAAGCAGAUCAUCCCAGAGUCGGUGGUUGAAGCGUUGUUGCUUUCCUAGUCUUCGUAACUCGUUCGUAUUUUUAGUCCUCGCGGAAGACGAAAUGGCUGAGGGGCAGAAGGGGAAAACGUUCCUGGACAAGUAUCCUGUUUUCUUCAGCAUGUCCAGUCACCAGUUUGCCGAGAUUUGGCAGCAUUUCGACGCCGACGGAAGCGGCCAUAUCGAGGGAAACGAGCUGGACAACCUGUUCAGAGAGCUGUUGCACAAGCUGGGCAGUACCGAUAUAAGCCAAGAGGAGGUCAACUUCACUAGAGAGGCGUUCCUGUCCACCUAUGACUUCACCGGGGAUGGGAAGAUUGACGUGUACGAGCUGGCCACCAUCAUCAUGCCGCCUGACGAGAACUUCCUGUUCGCGUUCCACCGCCGCCACCCGCUGGACUCCAGCGUCGAGUUUAUGCGGCUGUGGCGGAAGUAUGAUGUUGACUGUAGCGGUUACAUCAGCACUGAAGAGCUGAAGAACUUCCUGAAAGAUCUGAUGGAACAAGCACAGAAGCAAGUCACUGCCGAGGAACUGGAAGGGUACACCACGACAAUGCUGGAAUUAUUUGACAAGAACAAGGAUGGAAAUCUGGAGCUACAGGAGAUGGCACGACUGCUUGCACUGAGGGAAAACUUUUUGCUGCAGCUGAAGGACUCGGCAAAGUCCCCAGAAGAGCGGAAAAGUGACUUUGAGAAGGUUUUUGCAUACUACGAUGAGAGCAAAACUGGAUCGCUCGAGGGGGUUGAGGUGGAUGCCUUCGUCAAAGACUUAAUGGAUCUCAUUAAGCCCAACCUGACCAUGCAGCAGAUAGAGGACUACAAGGAGGCCAUACUGAAGCACGUGGACAAGAACAAAGACAACAAGCUCCAGAAGAAAGAGCUGGCCAUGUGCCUUGGUGUCCGACUUUAGAGGGCACAUCUCUAGCGAGCAUGCUGGCUGCAUGCACUUUCCUACAUCUCUUUGUUGUAGCUAUUUUAAAACUUCUGUCCUAAUAUUGGUAGAAAUGAUGUGUUAAGUGUAGUAUUUUGCAUGUGUGUUUAUAAUGAGCAUUUAUACAAGUCAUAUAUGACAUAUAUACAAGUCAUGUGAUAAAAUUUCUCUGUGUUGUUAACCUACAUUUAUGCCAACAUUAACACUUGCAUUUUUGCAGAAAGCUUUGCAUUCAAAGGGGACCGUAACUAAAAUGUGCUGGGUAAAAAAAUCAUUAUUUUGCACAUCCAGGGUAUGUGAACAGUGCAAAAACCAUGAAUAUUGUUAUCCAAUGCUGGGGGGUAGAAUUCAAAGCACAGUGUUAGGAAAUGACAAGAAAUUACUUUUUUUCAUAACAAUCCUACAUGACGCUUUGAGAUGACAUAUUGGGAUAUUGACACCUGUUGCAUUCUAUUCCUUGCACCUUACAUUUUCAGAUGGAAUAAACAUGUCAAUGCAGAUGCUGUGUACGAGAUAAUCAAUGAUAAAACAUUACAAUUAUGUAUUGUGACAAGUGUGGUUACUACAAGAGACCUACUGUGCCUCAGAUAUAACUCAACUGGGCAGUGUCUGUUGUGAUGACUUUGAUUACAUGUGGUACUGUUGAUGGUUCUGUGUUUGUGCUAGGAUUUUUCUAACUCCUCUAAGUGAAGAAAAUAUUAUUUCUCCAUCUCAAGCAGAUGUUUCAGUUACGUGUUUAAGAAUACGCAAUACCAGCUACAGACAUUAUAAUAAAUCUGAGAGGCUUUGUAUUGUUUUGCUUUGUGAAUCGUUGUGUCAUAUAUAUCAUGAUACAAAAUGUAUUAAACUGUUGCUUCCUACAACAUCUUCAAUAAACUUCUUCCUUGUCAUCUUUACACUUUAUAUUUUAAGUAUGAUACAAGAACUUCUAUGUCUUUUUUUACCCUUGGCUCCUAAAGUGCUGCAAUUAAUAUUCUAUGUGUGUAUGUGUAUAUUUACACUUAAACUCAGAGUAAAAGGUUGUGGUUCAUGUACAUUUUUGUAAGGUAUCGGCACCAAUGUCUUUUUAAGUUGACUGGUAGCAAAAAAAAAAAAA
Branchiostoma belcheri (Belcher's lancelet) is the source of this 2079-nucleotide messenger RNA. RefSeq names its product secretagogin-like. Gene Ontology annotation, molecular function: calcium ion binding. Gene Ontology annotation, cellular component: nucleus; terminal bouton; dendrite. The transcript has 11 exons. Lineage: Eukaryota; Metazoa; Chordata; Leptocardii; Amphioxiformes; Branchiostomatidae. Bases 117 to 962 code for a protein of 281 amino acids. The record is from RefSeq and is a predicted model, not a curated record. Gene Ontology annotation, biological process: regulation of long-term synaptic potentiation; regulation of presynaptic cytosolic calcium ion concentration.